Messenger RNA from Linum tenue, 2025 nucleotides. The record is from the annotation of a GenBank genome assembly. NCBI's taxonomy places the organism in Eukaryota, Viridiplantae, Streptophyta, Magnoliopsida, Malpighiales, Linaceae.
AGGCCAACUUGGAUUAGUCAUCCUCUGAUAAGUGAUAAUGUAAUGUUAGUAUUUUAUUGUGAAAUCAGGGCAUCGCAAAGCCACAGACUUUCCCAUUUUACUGCACCCAAAGGCAAAGGCGGUCAGGCUCGCGGUGCACACACUCCUCCUUUCGGCCGCCGCCAUUCAUUAUUCUCGGCAACCAAGCUUCUCUAAACCUCUUCGCUUUUACAGUUUCUGGGAAAAAGCUUCAAUCUUUCCGUUCGGCGGAGCGCCCCCAAGCCAUGGCUUCUUCCACCAUCGCCUCUCCUUCCGCGUCCUUCAUUCCCACCAAGAAGGAAUUGGGUCGCUCGGCUUUCUCCCCAGCAUCGUCCCCUUUCUCGGUUCCCAAAUGCAGGAAAUCGAUCUCGAAGAAAAUUGUUUCGGUCAUGGCGCCACAGCAGUCGGAACGCAAGCCGGCAGCUACUGGCUCGGUGAAGACUGCGAUGACAAUGACUGAGAAAAUAUUGGCUAGGGCUUCUGAGAAGACCCAUUUGAGUCCCGGUGAAAAUGUUUGGGUAGACGUUGAUAUCUUGAUGACCCAUGAUGUUUGUGGCCCUGGUUCUAUUGGUAUCUUCAAGAAAGAGUUUGGGCAGAAUGCCAAGGUUUGGGACCGUGAAAAGAUUGUGAUCAUUCCAGAUCAUUAUAUAUUUACCAACGACGAACGUGCAAAUAGGAAUGUGGAUAUCUUGAGGGACUUCUGCGCAGAGCAAAACAUCAAGUACUUCUAUGACAUUCAGGACCGUGGUAACUUUAAGGCUAAUCCUGAUUACAAAGGGGUCUGCCAUAUUGCACUUGCACAAGAGGGUCACUGCAGACCUGGCGAGGUCUUGCUAGGUACAGACUCACACACCUGUACUGCCGGGGCAUUUGGGCAAUUUGCCACUGGAAUUGGCAACACUGAUGCUGGUUUUGUGAUGGGUGCUGGGAAGCUCUUGCUUAAGGUGCCCCCAACUUUGAGAUUCGUCAUGGACGGUGAAAUGCCUGACUAUAUUCUUGCUAAGGAUUUGAUUUUGCAAAUCAUUGGUGAAAUAUCUGUGGCUGGUGCAACAUACAAAUCGAUGGAGUUUGUUGGCUCAACUGUUGAGAGUUUAAAUAUGGAAGAGCGUAUGACAUUAUGUAACAUGGUUGUUGAAGCUGGAGGAAAGAAUGGUGUUGUUCCUGCUGAUAGUACUACUUUCAAGUAUCUUGAGGACAAGACAUCUCUUCCCUAUGAGCCGGUUUACAGUGACCAGCAAGCAAGAUUUCUUUCAGAGUAUAGAUUUGACAUCUCAAAGUUGGAGCCAAUAGUUGCCAAGCCCCAUUCUCCUGAUAACCGAGCUUUAGCAAGGGAGUGCAAAGAUGUCAAGAUUGACAGAGUAUAUAUCGGGUCCUGUACUGGAGGAAAGACCGAGGAUUUCAUGGCUGCAGCCAAACUUUUUGUAGCUUCAGGAUAUAAGAAGGUCAAAGUACCCACUUUCCUUGUCCCUGCUACUCAAAAGGUAUGGAUGGAUGUCUACAGUCUCCCUGUGCCAGGUUCCGGUGGCAAGACGUGCUCUCAGAUCUUCGAGGAAGUUGGAUGCGACACACCUGCAAGUCCCAGCUGUGGCGCUUGCUUGGGAGGCCCUAAAGACACUUAUGCACGCAUGAACGAGCCUAAGGUAUGCGUCUCGACAACGAACAGGAACUUCCCUGGAAGGAUGGGACACAAAGAAGGCGAGAUAUACCUAGCCUCUCCUUAUACAGCAGCAGCUUCUGCUUUGACUGGAUAUGUUACUGAUCCAAGGGACUUCUUGCAGUAAGAUGACAGUUUUAAUCUGUUUUGGAACUCUUUUCUCAAUUGAGUGCUGUAACUUAAAUUUCAAAAACUUGGAGAUGGUAUUUUCAGUAUAAUGUUUGUACUAGAGUUUGAUUAGCCGAUGGAUUUUUAAAUGGAUGGAUUUUGAGAAGUGGGUGGAUUUGGAAACAAGAUUAGAUUUUGGAAUAUACACAGUUUGGUUAUGGAUUUUUGUUAUGGAUUACCACCAA